AUGUUCUCAGGACCAAAGCAUGAAGAAAGUGGAAAGCAGUGGCUCUUUUCCCAGCUCGAGUAUCAGCAGGAAGGUGAAAAUGAGACUCCUGGGAGAGUUGGCUCUCAAGGUUCUGAUUUAGAUUCAUCUGCAACUCCUAUAAACACAGUGGAUGUCAAUAAUGAAAGCUCUUCAGAGGGCUUCAUAUGUCCCCAGUGUAUGAAAUCUCUUGGAUCUGCUGAUGAGCUCUUCAAACAUUACCAGGCAGUUCAUGACGCUGGCAGCGAUGCGAGUCAUGGAGAGGCCGAGCUUGCUCUGAAACGAGAUGAUAUAACAUUACUCCGGCAAGAAGUCCAAGACCUACAGGCUUCACUUAAGGAAGAAAAAUGGUACUCAGAAGAAUUAAAGAAAGAAUUAGAAAAGUAUCAAGGGCUGCAGCAACAAGAGGCUAAGCCUGAUGGUUUGGUGGCUGAUUCAGCAGAACUCCAGUCUUUGGAACAACAGUUAGAGGAAGCCCAGACAGAAAAUUUUAAUAUUAAGCAAAUGAAAGAUUUAUUUGAACAGAAAGCUGCCCAACUUGCUACUGAAAUUGCAGAUGUCAAGUCAAAAUAUGAUGAAGAAAGGAGUCUACGGGAAACCGCUGAACAAAAGGUGACACAGUUGACAGAUGAAUUAAACAGAGGAGCAACUGUAAUUCAAGAUCUGAAGACUGAACUGCUUCAGAGGCCUGGUAUAGAAGAUGUUGCUGUGCUAAAGAAAGAACUGGUCCAGGUUCAAACACUGAUGGAUAAUAUGACCUUGGAGCGUGAGAGAGAAUCUGAGAAACUCAAAGAUGAGUGCAAGAAGCUACAAGCCGAACAUGCCAACUCAGAGGCCACAAUAAACCAGCUAAGGAGUGAACUUGCCAAAGGCCCUCAGGAAGUUGCUGUGUAUGUGCAGGAAGUACAGAAGCUUAAAAGCUCACUUAAUGAACUAACACACAAAAAUCAGAACUUGAUGGAAAAGUUGCUGAAGAAAGAACUGGAUUAUACCCAGCUAGAGGAAAAGCACAGUGAAGAAUCUGUGAGUAAAAAGAGCAUACAAGCAAGCCUGCAUCAGAAGGACCUUGACUGUCAGCAGCUGCAGGCAAGACUGGCUGCAUCUGAAACCGCCCUGCAGAGGGUGCAGGCAGAGCUCAGUGAAAAGGGAGAGGCCGCCCAGAAACUCAAAGAAGAGCUGUCUGACGUGGAGACCACGCACCAGCACCUAAAGGCAGAGUUCAAGCAACUGCAGCAGCAGAGAGAAGAGAAGGAGCAGCAUGCGCUGCAGCUCCAAAGUGAGGUCCACCAAUUACAUAGCAAGCUUUUGGAGGCAGAACGCCAGCUUGGAGAAGCUCAUGGUCGGCUGAAGGAGCAGAGACAGCUUUCAAGUGAAAAAUUGAUGGAUAAAGAACAGCAGGUAGCUGACCUACAGCUCAAACUUUCUCGUUUGGAAGAACAGUUGAAGGAAAAAGUAACAAAUUCCACGGAGUUACAGCAUCAAUUAGAUAAAACAAAACAACAGCAUCAAGAACAACAAGCUCUUCAACAAAGCACUACAGCAAAACUACGAGAAGCUCAGAAUGAUUUGGAGCAAGUCCUACGUCAAAUUGGUGACAAGGACCAAAAGAUACAGAACCUUGAAGCCUUAUUACAGAAGAGUAAAGAAAACAUUUCAUUACUAGAAAAGGAAAGAGAGGAUCUUUAUGCCAAAAUCCAGGCUGGUGAAGGAGAGACUGCUGUUCUUAACCAGCUGCAAGAAAAAAAUCAUACACUGCAGGAACAAGUAACUCAGUUAACAGAGAAGCUGAAGAAUCAGUCAGAAAGCCAUAAGCAAGCCCAGGAGAAUUUGCAUGACCAGGUACAGGAGCAGAAGGCGCAUCUCAGAGCGGCACAAGACCGGGUCCUUGCCCUGGAAACCACGGUCAGUGAACUGAACAGUCAGUUAAAUGAAAGCAAGGAGAAGGUCUCCCAGCUUGACCUACAGGAGUUAAAUAAAAUCAUUACACAGUUGGAUCAGGUCACUGCAAAGUUACAAGAUAAGCAGGAGCAUUGCAGUCAGUUGGAGAGUCAUCUGAAGGAGUAUAAAGAGAAACACCUUUCUUUAGAACAAAAAAUGGAAGCACUACAAGGUCAAGUUAAGAAACUAGAAGCUGAAACUCUUGAAGUCAAAGCGAGCAAGGAGCAAGCUUUACAGGACCUGCAGCAGCGGAGAGAGCUGAGCACGGGCUUGGAGCUGAGGACCAAGGAGCUGAGCAAGCAGCUCGAAACGCAGAAGGAAAUAGUAUCCAGUACAAAAUUGGAUCUGCUGAAAAAAUCUGAAACCCUUGAAACUACAAAACAAAUGCUUACCAAGCAAGAGGAGGAAAAUGCUGUCCUGAAACAAGAAAUUGACAAGUUAAGUCAAGAUGCAAAGAUGCAGCAAGAGGAACUGAGUAACAGAAUUCAAACAGCACAAACAGAGCUGAAGGAAGUGAAAGUGGAGAAAGAAACGCUAAUGACUGAACUUUCUGCAGCAAAAGACAAAUUAUCAAAAGUAUCUGAUGCUUUGAAAAACUCCAAAAGUGAAUUUGAAAAGGAGAACCAGAAAGGAAAGGCUGCUAUAUUAGAUUUGGAAAAAACUUGCAAAGAACUAAAGCAUCAACUUCAGGUACAGACAGAAAGUACACAAAGGGAACAGAAUGAACUGAAGAAGUCACUUGAAAAAGAGAAGGAGGCUUCUCAUCAGUUGACUUUGGAACUCAGUUCAAUUAAGGAACAAGGUGUACAGGCCCAAAGUACUUUAAAACAAAAGGAGAAAGAACAGAAACAACUUCAAGGCAACAUAAAAGAGCUAAAGCAAUUGACUGAACAGAAGAAAAAGCAAAUAGAAGCACUACAGAGAGAAGUUGAAACUGCUCUUUCACAGAAGGCAGAGCUUCAAAAUAAACUACAGCAACAGUCAGCGCAGGCAGCCCAGGAGCUUGCAGCAGAGAAAGAGAAGGUGUCUGGGUUACAGGAUUCCUAUGAAAAGUGCCAGGAGAAUCUGAAACAGCUUCAGUCUGACUUGUACGGGAAGGAAUCUGAACUUCUAGCCACGAGGCAAGAUCUGAAGUCUGUAGAAGAGAAGCUUUCUCUAGCACAGGAGGACUUGAUUUCAAACCGAAAUCAAAUUGGAAACCAAAAUAAAAUGAUUCAAGAACUAAAGACGGCCAAAGCUACAAUGGAGAAGGAUUCAGCAAAGAAAGAGCAACAGUUGAAGGAACAGAGUAAAACACUACAAGAUGUGCAAAAAGAAAAGUCAAUGAAAGAAAAAGAACUAGUCAAUGAAAAAUCUAAACUGGCAGAAAUAGAGGAAAUUAAGUGUAGACAAGAAAAACAAAUCACUAAAUUAUCUGAAGAACUGAAGUCCCACAAGCAAGAAAGUAUGAAGGAGAUAACAAAUCUCAAGGAUUCCAAACAGCUUUUGAUUCAACAGAAGUUAGAACUUCAAGGAAAAGUAGAUUCCUUGAAGGCUGCUGUGGAGCAGGAGAUGAGAAAUCAGCAGAUGCUGAAGGAGCAGCUGACAAGGGAAGGAGACGAGCUGAAGAAAGCAUUUAGUGAGAAAGAAGCUAAGCUGCAUUCUGAAAUAAAAGAGAAGGAAGCAGGAAUGAAGAAACACGAAGAAAAUGAGACUAAGCUUACCAUGCAGAUUACAGCGCUGAAUGAAAAUUUAGGCACGGUGAAGAAGGAGUGGCAGUCUAGUCAGCGGAGAACUACUGAGCUUGAGAAGCAAACGGAUGACUUACGGGGUGAAAUUGCCGUCCUAGAGGCCACGGUGCAGAACAAUCAAGAUGAGAGGAGAGCGCUGCUAGAAAGAUGUCUUAAAGGAGAAGGUGAAAUAGAAAAGCUUCAGACCAAAGUACUAGAGUUGCAAAGAAAGCUGGAUAAUACGACUGCAGCCGUGCAGGAGCUAGGCAGGGAGAACCAGUCCCUGCAGAUCAAGCACACGCAAGCGCUGAACAGGAAGUGGGCGGAGGACAAUGAGGUGCAGAACUGCAUGGCCUGCGGGAAGGGCUUUUCAGUCACAGUGAGACGGCAUCACUGCCGCCAGUGUGGGAACAUCUUCUGUGCUGAAUGUUCAGCCAAGAAUGCCUUAACACCUUCCUCCAAAAAGCCUGUCCGCGUCUGUGACACGUGCUUCAAUGACUUGCAGGGAUAGCGGCGGGUGCAGCAUCACGGCUGCGUUACACUACGUUAGGUUUUAAUACCUGUGUUUGGUAGAGGUCUUGGACAGUUUGGUUUGGACUCUGGAUGCAGUUCUAGACCAAAUUAGAGUUCAUAUAUUUUGGAAUGUUGUCAAUACCAAGUAAAAGUCUUCUAUUUUUGUGAGACUUGGAUUCAUCUUCAUUACCUUUUUCCAUUUAACCCCAGCAUUAGUUUUCAUGCCAACUUUAGACUUAGUCAAUGAAAUGUAAAUAAACUUUGGACAGAAAAUAGCAAUGUAUUUUUUUAAAUAUAAUUUCAUUGUUCACAAAUAAUAUAAUUCCAUAGCUUCUUUCUUCCAAAUUAUAUGUAGAAAAAUGAACAUGGAUGUUAUCACCUGUUUUUGUUGCACAAUAAUAUUAAUUAUAUGAGAUACCCUCUUUGUGGAAUCACGCACAGGACUGUAACACUUUGUUUUUCUCUUCCGUAAUAGGUGUGUAGCUCAGUUAUGUUGUUUUGUUACAAAUUUGCUAUUUGGGCAUUCUAAGUAUAGUUUAUGUUUAAAUAUAUAUUAAUCGUGAACUCAAACAUGGCUUUUGUUCUAACAGUAUUGAUUAAAUUCUGGAGUACAUUUUAAAAAAUCCUCUAUAAAAUCAGUUUGCUUAAUUUGUGGUAACCCCGGGGUUAUGUUUCAGAGAUUAGGAUUAAUUUUUCUUUGUGUCUUUUUUAUGUCAAUUUUAAACUUCCACAUAUUGUCCAUUAAAAACCCCAUAACC
Molecule: messenger RNA, 4936 nt
Organism: Octodon degus (degu)
Lineage: Eukaryota; Metazoa; Chordata; Mammalia; Rodentia; Octodontidae
Gene: Eea1
Product: early endosome antigen 1
Exons: 28
Coding region: 1-4176 (1391 amino acids)
Biological process (GO): endocytosis
Cellular component (GO): early endosome
Molecular function (GO): 1-phosphatidylinositol binding; metal ion binding
Source: RefSeq, a predicted model, not a curated record